Molecule: messenger RNA, 1044 nt
Organism: Tinamus guttatus (white-throated tinamou)
Lineage: Eukaryota; Metazoa; Chordata; Aves; Tinamiformes; Tinamidae
Source: RefSeq, a predicted model, not a curated record
AUGAACUCUUGCCAGGUCGCUGUGCUGAGCGCCGCGCAGCGUUCCCGGAGGGGCUGGCUCAGGUGCUCCGAUCACCUGCUGCUUGCGGGAACAGGAAAGCAGCAACUGAAGAUCGAGGGGGACUUUUGGUUUGCUCAGAUGACAAGAGACAAUUUUGGUCCCCCAAAAGCCAAGGAAACAAAGCUGUCAGGCUUUAAUGGUAGCUUGUCUCCCUCCUGCAGCAUGUUUAUGGGCAAACAAGCUGCAGAUCAGACCAGGCAAACAGCAGUGCCCAUUCCCUCCAAGGCGAACGGCGCCAUUUCCACGCUGGCAAUGAACAAGGACGGGCUCAUCGGAGGGGUGACGAACCCCAACGAGGUCUUCUGCUCCGUGCCGGGCCGCCUGUCGCUCCUCAGCUCCACCUCCAAGUACAAGGUGACGGUCGGGGAGGUGCAGAGGCGUCUGUCUCCCCCCGAGUGUCUCAACGCCUCCCUGCUCGGCGGGGUCCUCCGCAGAGCAAAGUCAAAAAAUGGGGGCCGAUGUUUAAGGGAAAGGUUAGAGAAAAUCGGACUAAAUCUACCUGCAGGAAGGCGCAAAGCUGCAAACGUCACCUUGCUGACAUCCCUGGUGGAAGGUGAAGCCGUCCACCUGGCCCGGGAUUUCGGCUACGUGUGCGAAACGGAGUUCCCCGCCAAGGCGGCGGCCGAGUACCUGUGCCGGCAGCACUCCGAGCCCGGCGAGCUGCACGCCAGGAAGAACAUGCUGCUGGCCACCAAGCAAAUUUGUAAAGAGUUUGCGGAUUUGAUAGCCCAGGACCGCUCGCCUCUUGGAAACAGCCGCCCCUCACUCAUCCUGGAGCCUGGCGUGCAGAGCUGUUUGACUCAUUUCAGCUUGAUAACCCACGGCUUUGGGGGCCCAGCGAUCUGUGCAGCGCUCACGGCCUUCCAGAACUACCUGGUGGAGUCCCUAAAGGGGCUGGAUAAAAUGUUCAUGAACAGCACGGGGAACGGGCACCCCGCCGGGGACUCCAAAGCCUCAGACAAGGACGUGAAGCAUCGGAAAUAG